Messenger RNA from Elephantulus edwardii (Cape elephant shrew), 1512 nucleotides. RefSeq names its product sperm equatorial segment protein 1 (gene SPESP1). Gene Ontology annotation, biological process: acrosome reaction; fusion of sperm to egg plasma membrane involved in single fertilization. Bases 1 to 1512 code for a protein of 503 amino acids. NCBI's taxonomy places the organism in Eukaryota, Metazoa, Chordata, Mammalia, Macroscelidea, Macroscelididae. The record is from RefSeq and is a predicted model, not a curated record. Gene Ontology annotation, cellular component: acrosomal vesicle. The transcript is spliced from 2 exons.
AUGGAUCAUAUUGGCUUCACCUGUAGUCGUCCUGGAUGGUUUAGACUCCACCACCUCAGCAAGCAUUACCUUUGUGGUCGACCAAGCGCCAAAACAAUUACAAGCUCCCGAGAUAGCCAACCACGGAAGGCUGAGUACGCGCACAGGGGGCGGGGCGAGCACGCACGCAGGGGCGGGACUAAGCUCGGAGGCCCCGCCCCUCCGCUCCAGGAAAGGGCGGCCCUUCACCCCUUCUGCUCCCCUCCCCCACUCUCUGCGCUUGCGCACAGGGGACAACCGUUGCCAGGUGCCUGGGGCCCUGAGGUGGGGUCGGAGACAUCGCUGACACCCUUUUUUGGCCCUAAGGUACCCGGCUCGGUGGGCCCACAGACGUUCCAGUCGAAUGGCGAAGUGCUUCGGACGAUGCCCAUGAAGUCCUUAGCCCUUCUAGUUGUGCUGUUGCUAUGGCCUUCGUCCUCGCAGGCAUAUUCUAGUGUAACUGUGAUUCCUGAUGAAGAAAAAAGCUUGAAUCAUUAUGUACAAGUUUUACAGAAUGUAUUACGAAAUGUUCCCACUAAGGAGGACCCAAGCACUCAGAUUAAAAAAAUGACUCCAACUAAUGUUUAUUCUACGGGAUUGAAGGUAUCAAAGAUUAAGGAGAUAAUCACAAAUGGAGAAACUUUAAGUGACGACAAAACUUUAAGCAGUCCCGUCAGUGAAGAAAAGACACCUUUCCCUUCUAGAGUCUUAACAUCGCAAAAACGGAGGAAAAAACGUACUAAAACUACAGCAUUCUGGUCUAUUAAGCCAAACAAUAUUUCUGUUGUUCUACGCACAAAAGAACCUUAUAUUAUAAAAGAUGAAGAGGAAGAAGAGCCAGAAGUAUAUACAAGACGAACUCCUUCAUCAAAGCCAUUUUUACAUGUGACAUCAAAGCCAUUUCCACAUAUUACAUUCACUUCACAUGUAUCUACUACCAUUUCAACUGAGAACAGUGACUGGAGCACAUCCACAGAAUCUGAAGAUGUUCCUCAGCUCACAGGUCAGUUUGACACAGAGAAAACAUCAAUAUUUCAAAGACCCCCACAGACUUUGAAUAAUGAGAACGUUUUGAAAAAAAUUUCAGAGAUUAAUGCACAAAUACAACAAGCACAUCUCAGUGGUCAUAUAAGCCAAGAAUUUCGAGAGGACAUUCAGGCCUCUAUAGAUCACUUAAAACGAAGUAUUGCUCUAGCAGCAGCAGCAGAACAUAAACUAACUAAAAUGUAUGAAUCUGAGAGCUUACCAUUUGGACGAACUGGUUCUGAAAUUGCUGACGUUAAAACUAUUAUUAACAUGCUAUAUAAUUCUAGAUCUAAAUUAUCUGAAUAUUUUGAUAUUAAAUAUGUGCCAUCAGAAAUGAGAGAAAAAGCUAUUACAGUAUUCAAUAUGUUGAAAAAAAGAUUAUGUUUAAGGCAAAAAAAAGCUCAAAGGCUUAUUAAGAAGUUAUUAAGGAAUAACAUGAAAAUUUUAAGCAUACUUCAUACUUCAUGA